AUGGACAACCACCACCACUACCACCACCCUUCUCAGCCACCGCCUCAGCUCACUUCAGCCAAGAGUUCGCGCCAACGCUACAACGAAUGGAUAUUUCGUGAUGUUCCAAGCGAUAUAACGAUAGAAGUGAAUGGUGUUAUGUUUGCUCUUCAUAAGUUCCCUCUUGUUUCCAGAUGCGGUCGAAUCCGAAGAUUAGUAGCAGAACACAGGGAAAAUGCAAUAUCAAAGAUAGAACUUGUGAGUUUACCAGGAGGAACAGAAACAUUUGAGCAAGCUGCUAAAUUCUGCUACGGAAUCAACUUCGAGAUAACAUCAUCCAACGUCGCUCAGCUAUGUUGCGUCUCCGACUACCUAGAAAUGACAGAACACUUCUCCAAACGUAACCUGGGUUCCCGUGCCAACGAAUAUCUCGACACUGUUGUCACCAAGAAUCUUGAAAUGUCUGUUGAAGUUUUGAAACAAUCUGAAAACUUACUCCCUUUAGCUGAUGAUCUUAAAAUCGUUACUAGAUGCAUCGAUGCUAUAGCUUCUAAAGCUUGCGUUGAGCAAAUCGCGUCGAGUUUCUCGAGGCUAGAAUACAGUAGCUCCGGCAGACUUCACAUGAGUCGAUUCAAGGGGGAACCCGAUUGGUGGAUCAAAGAUUUGUCUGUUCUUCGAGUUGAUUUCUAUCAGAGAGUUAUGAACGCGAUGAAAUGUCGAGGGGUGAGGCCGGAGAGUAUCGGUGAAUCGCUUAUGAGUUAUGCCGAAAAGGAGUUAACGGGUUUACACAAUCAGAAUAAAAAAGUCGAGGCUCGUGGUGGGUCGGGUCACGAAGGAAUCGUGGUGGAAGCCAUUGUCGGUUUACUUCCGGUUGAGAAACUUGCAGUGCCGUUAAGCUUUCUUUUCGGGCUGUUGCGAGCGGCGGUGAUGCUUGAUUGCUCGGUGGCGUGUCGGCUUGAUCUCGAGAGGCGAAUUGGAUCACAGUUAGAUUUGGCGACACUCGAUGAUCUUUUGAUCCCGUCUUUACGCCAUGGAGAUGAUACAUUGUUCGACGUUGACGCUGUUCAUAGAAUUUUGGCAAAUUUUUCGCAGCAAGAUGAUAGCGACGACGAUGAUAUGGAAGAUGACGAUGGUGAUGGUGAUGGGUUUGAGUCAGACGGGCCGGAUUCGCCUUCCCAAUCGGCUCUAGUCAAAGUCUCGAGGCUAAUCGACAGUUAUCUCGCUGAAAUCGCACCGGAGACAAACCUUAAACUCUCCAAAUUUAUCGCGGUGGCGGAAAGCUUACCGGCACACGCUCGUACAGUUCAUGAUGGUCUAUAUCGAUCCAUCGAUGUUUAUCUCAAAGCUCAUCAGGGUUUAUCGGAAUUCGACAAAAAGAAGCUCUGUAAACUGAUUGAUUUCAAUAAACUGUCGCCGGAAGCCGGAGCACACGCUGCACAGAACGAACGCCUUCCUCUUCCGGCAGUCGUUCAAGUCCUGUACAUUGAGCAGUUAAGGCUUCGAAAUGCGUUAUGCUGUAAUUACCCAGAGGAGAACCUGAAGCCGCCGAUGCACCACCAGUCGUGGCGGAUCAACAGCGGAGGUCUGAGCGCUGCCAUGUCACCGAAAGAUAAUUAUGCAUCUCUGAGGCGGGAAAACCGGGAACUGAAACUGGAGUUGACUCGGUUAAGAAUGAGAUUGAAUGAUUUCGAGAAAGAACAUGUGUGCAUGAAGAGGAGUAUGCAGAAAUCGAAUUCACGUAAUUUCAUGAGUUCUUUCUCGAAGAAAAUUGGUAAAUUGAAUAUGUUUGGACAUGGUUCUUCUUCGAGGGGAUCAAGUUCACCACCAUCUAGGCAUUCAGAAAGAACAGAUUCUAAGGUCAUAAGUAGGACAGAUUGA
Lactuca virosa is the source of this 1857-nucleotide messenger RNA. The record is from the annotation of a GenBank genome assembly. Lineage: Eukaryota; Viridiplantae; Streptophyta; Magnoliopsida; Asterales; Asteraceae.